Larimichthys crocea (large yellow croaker) is the source of this 2272-nucleotide messenger RNA. RefSeq names its product pinopsin. Gene Ontology annotation, cellular component: membrane. The transcript has 4 exons. Lineage: Eukaryota; Metazoa; Chordata; Actinopteri; Sciaenidae. Gene Ontology annotation, biological process: G protein-coupled receptor signaling pathway. Bases 324 to 1532 code for a protein of 402 amino acids. The record is from RefSeq and is a predicted model, not a curated record. Gene Ontology annotation, molecular function: G protein-coupled receptor activity.
UAAAAGGCGCAGUGGGUGAUAAAAGCAAAGGCGCACUCAGCGCGCCGCGCAAGCGAAGGAGCGCACCUCUCCGGACCCGGAGCGCAAGGUGAAGGGGCGGAUCUAACAUGACAUCUGCUCUUUAAAUCUUCACUCAUUCUCCAAGAAUCCAUCAACAUCUUCUUUUUUAUUAUUAAAAGCUUCCACACGCGGUGGGACAGAGCGCUACCCCACCGUGCGCCUUCGCUUCUUCAGAUGGGUUGACUGAGUAAUGAUCACCGAGACCUGACGGUCGGUGCAAACUUCGACCCGGUCCAAACUUCGUGACUCACUCUCAGCCCGGUAUGAUCGUUUGCAACGUGAGCCUAAUCUGUACGCACUGUCCCGGCGGAGGAGAUGCCGGCGUUACGGCGACGGACGCGUACGGGGAGGUAUCCGGUUCUGUCCCUCCUCCGACCCUGAGCCCGAGGGGGCACCUGGUGGUGGCGGUGUGCCUCGGUUUCAUCGGCACCGUCGGGUUCCUCAGUAACUUCCUCGUGCUGGCGAUGUUCUGCCGGUACCGGACUCUGCGCACGCCCAUGAAUCUCCUGCUGGUGAGCAUCUCUGUGAGCGACCUGCUGGUCAGCGUGCUGGGCACUCCGUUCAGCUUUCUGGCCAGCACCCAGGGGCGGUGGCUGAUCGGACGCGUUGGGUGCGUUUGGUACGGGUUCGUUAACGCAUGUUUGGGCAUCGUCUCCCUGAUCUCCCUCGCCGUUCUGUCCUACGAGCGUUACUGCACCAUGAUGGCACCCACUAUGGCCAGCGGCAGAGAGUACCGCCCGGCGCUGAUCGGGAUCUGCUUCUCCUGGAUCUACUCUGUGGUCUGGACUGUACCUCCUCUGCUGGGCUGGAGCAAAUACGGACCCGAGGGUCCCGGCACCACCUGCUCGGUGGACUGGAAGACCCGGACGCCAAACAAUAUCUCCUACAUCAUCUGCCUGUUCACCUUCUGCCUGGUCCUGCCGUUCUGCGUCAUCUUAUACUCUUACGGCAUGCUGCUGCACACCAUCAGACAGGUCCGCAACGUGAGUUCAGUGGUGACCCGCCGCAGAGAGCAGCGGGUGCUGGUGAUGGUGGUCACGAUGGUGGCGUGCUACCUGGUCUGCUGGCUGCCGUACGGAGUAGCAGCUCUGAUCGCGACCUUCGGCCCUCGUGACUUCCUGACCCCGGAGGCGAGCAUCACGCCGUCUCUGCUGGCCAAGUGCUCCACCGUCAUUAACCCUUUCAUCUACAUAUUUAUGAACAAACAGUUCUACAGGUGUUUCAGGGCGUUCCUGAGCUGCUCCAUCCCCGAACGAGGCUCCACCAUAAAGACAUUUUCACGGCCAACCAAAACGCUCCGCCAGGAGAAGCAGCACCACCACCACCACCACGUGUCGGAUCCAGCGCCGAACUCCGUCCACGAGCCCUCACAGAAAGGAGAGAGUCCUGGUGCGGAUGCGUCUUCGACAAAUCGACAAAUGGCUGCAAGCCCCAAACCCAAACUGAUCCUGGUGGCUCGAUACAUGGAGUGAAAACAGAGGAAGAACAACGGGAGAUGAACGUUUACAGAACAGAGAAGAUCUAAUUAAGAGUAGGACGCAAAGUCUUAAUCCGGGAACAGGUUAUCGGCAAACAGGGAUGCAAACAAAAUGCCAGCCAGUUUAUUAAAGGCAGGAGACCGGUGCCAAACACAGUCCUUCAUGUUCAGAUUACAAACUUCUGUACAGACACGAAAAUAGGUCGCGGUAUGUUUGUUACGUAACUUAAUAAUGUUCUUUUUUCUUUAUCUUUGAGGAACAUUUUGUAUAUUGUUUUUAUUUGUGGCAAUGAGGUAUUUCGUCGGCUCGAGUGUGUAGCAGGAUUAUUCUUUUUUUGACGAUAAUUCGGUUGAAGAAGAACAUUUAUGUUUCCUGACCCCAUUUCCAUGCCUGAUAUUUGAGGAUUUCAUACAGAGUAUUAAAGAUGUUAUUCAGUGUAGAAGUGGGAAUGUUUCUGUUACACCCUCGUUUGCACUUUGCUGCAUAUCGGGCCGUCGUUCAUCGAAGCUUGGACUGUAUUGGCACAUUUCACCAUGUUAUAAGGGACAUCUGAAGAGAUUUCACUGUUAUGUCUUGAUGUUUCUCUUUGUUUAGUGGAAACGUGGAUCCGUGUUGUCUCUUAAUUGUAUUUUUCUUUGCUUACGUAACAAAUUAAACCAUGUCACAAUCAGAUUUAACCGUCUCAGUCUUGUUCCACUUCACCCAAAGUGUGUGUGUCCCUUCAGAAACUGGAG